This is a messenger RNA of Rodentolepis nana, 438 nucleotides long. NCBI's taxonomy places the organism in Eukaryota, Metazoa, Platyhelminthes, Cestoda, Cyclophyllidea, Hymenolepididae. The record is from the annotation of a GenBank genome assembly.
AUGAAAGCAUUUGAUGAAUUCAUCGAUCAAGUAUUUCUUCCAGCAGGGAAGGGCGACGCAGAUGUAUCUAUCUUCUCCUGCGGACACGUCAUUGAUACUACCAGUCAAUUGACGAUUUACACGACUUCAGAAUCACCUGACAAUAUCACGAAUCGAAAAGGACCCCGGCUUAUUAGUGAAUGCGGUGAAUUCUUGAUAGCAAUUUGUAAACUUAUUCCAGGUACUGUACUCAUGCACAUGUGUGUGGUAGCAGUAUUUUUCCCUUCCUUUGAAUAUCUCACGAUGGUAUGGAAUCAUUGGAGAACCACUGGUCUAUUUGCGCGUUUACCAGCAGUGAAAGCGCUGUUCAAGGAACCACGUACUGCUACUGCUCUGGCGGAGAUAAUGCAGGCCUACACGAAGGCGGUUUCUGAAAAGUGGGGGGCUUGUAUUGUCUGA